ACGCUCGGAGAAGCGGCUUGCCUCGCCCCUCGGUUGCUAGGCGGAAGUCCACGCGAAGGGCGUGGGGUGGGGAAAAGAAAGGACCCGGAUGCCGGGAUCAUGGAGUUCCCUUUCGAUGUGGAUGCGAUAUUCGGGGAGCGGAUCACGACUGUGGAUCAGCACUUGCGACCACCCGGGCGACGGGGGCCCGGAUUCGCCACGACUCACAGAGUCGAUCUGCAGCAGCAGCUCAUGACGAUCAUCGAUGAGAUGGGCAAGGCCUCUGCCAAGCAACUCCAUGAACUUUCGGCUUUGCCCCUUGAGAUCAAUUUAACUGGAUAUAUCAGGGACUCAACCGUUUUGUCAAGGGAAACAUAUUUAGAUGGAGGAUCCUGUUGCGAAUGCAUCUCCAUCAGUCAGGAAACAGAAUAA
Sphaerodactylus townsendi is the source of this 411-nucleotide messenger RNA. RefSeq names its product alpha-tubulin N-acetyltransferase 1-like. Gene Ontology annotation, molecular function: tubulin N-acetyltransferase activity. Gene Ontology annotation, cellular component: microtubule. The record is from RefSeq and is a predicted model, not a curated record. Lineage: Eukaryota; Metazoa; Chordata; Lepidosauria; Squamata; Sphaerodactylidae. Gene Ontology annotation, biological process: alpha-tubulin acetylation. The transcript is spliced from 3 exons. Bases 100 to 411 code for a protein of 103 amino acids.